This is a messenger RNA of Cucurbita pepo subsp. pepo (vegetable marrow), 786 nucleotides long. RefSeq lists its product as uncharacterized. NCBI's taxonomy places the organism in Eukaryota, Viridiplantae, Streptophyta, Magnoliopsida, Cucurbitales, Cucurbitaceae. Gene Ontology annotation, cellular component: nucleus. The record is from RefSeq and is a predicted model, not a curated record. Gene Ontology annotation, molecular function: RNA binding.
GAGGAAGUAACAAAAAAAAAAGAUCAGAAAUUGUAUUGCAGUGUUUUAGGGUUUUGUGUUGCAUCAGAAAUUGUGUUCCUUUGGCCUCCUCCAAUAACCCUAAAAACUAGGGUUUUGGGUUUUGUGUUGCAGUGUUUUAGGGUUUUUGCGAGGUGAAGGAAGGAGGAGCUUGAUGGAAGAAAUUGUAGAAGGCGUGGAUUCCAUAAACUUGGGUUCCGAUUCGUAUAAGAAGAAUCGGAUUCAGGUCUCCAACACCAAGAAACCUUUGUUCUUCUAUGUCAAUCUCGCUAAGAGGUACAUGCAGCAGCAUGAUGUGGUUGAACUUUCUGCUCUUGGAAUGGCAAUUGCCACAGUUGUUACAGUUGCCGAAAUUUUGAAAAACAAUGGACUGGCUGUUGAGAAGAAGAUCACAACCUCAACUGUUGAUAUCAAGGACGACUCAAGAGGCCGACCUGUCCAGAAGGCUAAGAUCGAGAUCUUGCUGGGUAAAACCGAAAACUUCGAUGAAUUGAUGGCAGCUGCUGCCGAGGAAAGGGCGGAGACAGGUGAUGCAGAUGAGCAGAGUUAAAAGAUGAAUUACCACCAUUUGCUGUAUCUUUUAUUUCUGCUAUAAUUUUUGUUUGUGAUGAACCCAAUUCUCCAUCAUUUAUUGUAGCUCUCUAGGGGUACUUGAAGAGUUAAGGCACUAUUUUUCAUAGUCAGUUUGUUCAUAGGUUUCGUUUUAGAGAUCUUCAAAGUUUCUUUUGGAGUCUUUUGCCAUAUACAAAACCAAUUUUUGCAUCGUUA